UUUGACCAAAUGGCAUUUUUAUGAGGCAGAUUUAAUCAAAUAUUUUCUUGUUAAAAAGUUUUUCAUAUUUGAGAGGGAGUAUAUCUGGAGAUUUUCAAGGAGGAGGGGUUUAUACUCAUCUUGAAAAAGCCUUAAUUCAAAAGGGAGGAAUGUGGCUAGGUGUACAGCCCAGUGAGGGUAAUGAAUGGAGACCAAGAUCUAUUGGCCUUCCCAGAAAGGUUCCUAAUUUUGUUGGAAGGAUGGAUAUUUGUGAAGAAAUCACAGGGUUGUUGACCACAGAUGAGGAUGACAUAACUUGCCUUGUCACUGUUGUUGCCCCUCCAGGAUUUGGAAAAACUGCACUUGCCAAAACUGUCGGAAACAUGAUACUGAGUCAAGGAAAAAAAGAUGUGAUAUACAUGUGCCUCAGAUCAGUGUCGUCUCUUGCAUGUGCAGCGGAAUACUUGCUAAAGGAAGCAGUUGGUUCUCAUGCUGAUCAGAAAGAUGCAGUUUCACAGCUGAAAAGGUAUUUAACUUCCCUGCGAAAUCCAACAGUGCUGAUUCUGGAUAAUGCUGAAGACUUGCAAGCUGAAGAUGAGUCAAACUUUUAUAAACUUUUGGAGAAUGUUGGUGUCCAUGCCAAAAAUCUUGUCACACUUAUCACGAGCAGGACCCCUAUCUCAACAUUAGAUCUCUGGUCUUUUGCCACCAAACAUUAUCCCCUAAGACCACUAGCUAAUGAAGACUCAUUGCUCUUUCUCAAGAACUGUGUGCCCGACAUCUCACGUCAAAGUGCAAAGGAAUUUGCUACUGCUUGUCGUGGUAUUCCCCUGCUACUGAACAUAACAGCAUCAUUUUUAAAAAAAAAGGCAGUUAACCCUAGUGAUCUCCACAGAAAGCUACAAAACUGUCCUCACAGUUUUCUGAAAGGAAAGAGCCAAAAAAUUCAAGAGUUAAAUUCCCAUCUUAAAGUAUUUUACAACAAUUUACAACCUGAAAUGAAGAAAGUACUUGGUUUUUUGGCUUCCUUCCCAAGAUCAUUUACCAAAGAGGAAGCAAAAGACGUGUUGUUCCCAACUGAGGAUUUCCUAGAUUUCCAGUACAUGCUUGACAAUCUUGAGCAACAUUCACUCGUACAGCUAGAUGAAGUCAACAAUCAUCUAUACUAUAGCUUGCAUCCUCUUGUACAAGCAUUUUGCAAGUCAUCACAGGAAGAGACCUGCAUGGAAUAUAACACAGCCAUUAAACUUUUUUCAAGGCAUUACCUUACACUUCUGCAAGAUCUGAGUGAUAAAUUUAUUGGUACAGAUGGUAAAGUUGCCAUUGACAAAUAUCACAUCAGCAAGACUAACAUCAUUCAUGCGCUUGUAGCAUCAGUUGAAGAAGGGGAUGAUCAGUUAAAGCGUGAUGGACUGACCAUCUCUACCAAUGCUGUGAACUUCUUGGCAAAAGUCUUAAACAUAGGUGAAUUUAUGUCUGUGUAUUCACAGUGUUCUCAGGCAGCUGUGAAACUGAAUGACAAAAUCCUUCUCAGUGGGUGUCUUGUUUCCAUUGGAUUUAAACAGCUGUGUUACUAUGGCUACAAGGAUGCAUUCCGCACAUCUGCAAAAGAAAGCCUCCAGCAAGCACAUGAACUUCAAAGUGAACUUUCGAUUUCUGGUACAGAAUGUGAGGGACACUGUAAGUGCAAGCUGGGUCUUUGCACUUUCAUUUCUGGGGACAAAAAGAAAGGCAUCUCACUCAUAGCACAAGGCAUUGCUAUACGGAAGAGGAGGGUAUGCUCUGAUGGAUCUGGUAAAGUGGAACGCAUGCUUCUUGCUGGUGGCUUCUGUGAUUUAGCUAUGGCCAUGUUUGUCAGUGGAAAUUUGAGAGCUGCUGUCAACAUCUGGACAAACAUCUGUCUGGUCAGAUACAGAGAGCUACUGGGGCAACACCCCUUCACAGCCUCCUUAUUACAUUACCUUGGAGAUGCUUAUCAGUGUCUUGGUGAUCUUAAGCGUGCAGUAGCGUUCAAGAGAGAGUCCCUUGAAAUGAGGAAAUACCUUUUAGGUGACAAUCAUUUGGACACUGCCAGAGCUUACUAUGGUUUGGGAUGUGCUCUUGGAAUCCUUGGUUCAACUGAAGAAGCAUUAGAAAACAUGAAAAAAGCUCGUGAAAUUCAAAUACGUUUUGCGGCGUCUGAGCAAGAUAUCAACAAGACAAAUCAAGAAAUGAACCGUUUGAGAGGAAGAGUUACAAUGGACUUUCCAUGUUUUAAAGUGGAACAAAUGUAUAUUUAAAGUGAUAGUGAUAUAACGCAGUUCAGCCAUGAAUAGACUGAAUAGCACUCAUUUGUGAACAACCACAUCCAUGUACACGAAUUUACUCUAGAUUUCAGAUCUCUAUGUGGAGAGACCACGCCCACAAUAGCGCAAUAGGGAGAAAGAACAUUGUCUUAAUGCAACCAUCUUUUUUUCCCUGGUGUCCAGUAAUUUUGUUAACAAAUGGUUGUAUGGUUAAUUGUUUUUAUAAAACAAUUUUGCCCAUUAAAUCUUAAGUUGACGUA
This is a messenger RNA of Pocillopora damicornis (cauliflower coral), 2524 nucleotides long. RefSeq lists its product as uncharacterized. Gene Ontology annotation, molecular function: protein binding; ATP hydrolysis activity. Gene Ontology annotation, biological process: regulation of apoptotic process. NCBI's taxonomy places the organism in Eukaryota, Metazoa, Cnidaria, Anthozoa, Scleractinia, Pocilloporidae. The record is from RefSeq and is a predicted model, not a curated record.